Molecule: messenger RNA, 1100 nt
Organism: Sphaeroforma arctica JP610
Lineage: Eukaryota; Ichthyosporea; Ichthyophonida
Product: ADP,ATP carrier protein
Exons: 1
Coding region: 97-1008 (303 amino acids)
Biological process (GO): mitochondrial ATP transmembrane transport; mitochondrial ADP transmembrane transport
Cellular component (GO): mitochondrial inner membrane
Molecular function (GO): ATP:ADP antiporter activity
Source: RefSeq, a predicted model, not a curated record
AUGUAGUGUUUGUUUAUAAUUUAUCUCCGAUUCGACCACUAUAUAGCUUGGGAACAUCACAUCUCUACAUUCAUUCCAUCAAUACACUGAAUCAAAAUGGCAGCCCCAGCAGACCCUAUAGGAUUCUUUAAAGAUUUCGCCAUCGGUGGUGUAUCUGGUGCUAUCGCUAAGACUUGCACUGCUCCCAUCGAGCGUGUUAAGUUGAUUAUCCAGACACAGGAUUCUAACCCCCGUAUCAUCAGUGGAGAGGUACCUCGUUACACUGGUAUCGGUAAUGCCUUCUCUCGAGUGUACUCCGAGCAAGGCUUGGGAGCCUUCUGGCGAGGAAACUUCACCAAUGUGUUGAGAUACUUCCCCACACAGGCCUUUAACUUUGCCUUCAAGGAUUCUAUCAAAACAUUGUUCCCCAAGACCAACAAGGAUACACCUUUCUUGACCAAUCUUGGAAUCAACAUGGCCUCAGGGGGUCUAGCUGGUGCGGGUUCUCUAACCAUUGUGUACCCCUUGGACUACGCGCGUACGCGUCUAGCUUCCGAUGUUGGUUCUGGUAAGCGUACCUUCAACGGUCUAGGUGACUGCUUGAAGAAGACAGUACAGACCAGUGGAGUCCGUGGACUUUACAAUGGUUUCGGAGUGUCCGUUAUGGGUAUCAUCCCAUAUCGUGGCGUGUACUUCGGGCUUUAUGAUACCUUCAAGGAGAUGAACCCCUACAAGAGGGAUCGUGGAGUUCUUGGAGUUGUUUCCAAGUUCGGUGUUGCCCAGUUCACUGCCAUCGCUGCUGGUUAUGCUUCAUACCCAAUGGACACUGUCAGACGUCGUCUGCAGAUGCAGUCAGAUAAGCCCAAGGCCGAGUGGAUGUACAAGGGAACUGUUGACUGCUUCGGUAAGGUCAUCAAGAACGAAGGUGCCGCCGCACUCUUCAAGGGAGCUGGUGCCAAUGCCUUGCGAACUGUAGGUUCUGCUAUGGUGCUUGUACUGUACGAUCAGAUCAAGCUUCUUAUGGAGUAAAUGAUCAUACCCUUUAUGAAGCUGCUUUCCUUGUAGGAGCCUGUGAAAAUUAGCAUAUAGUGUACUAAAUAAAUUCCUGAGCCUGUGAUACU